This is a messenger RNA of Aspergillus luchuensis, 1539 nucleotides long. Its product is annotated as phosphatidylinositol-specific phospholipase C. Bases 1 to 1539 code for a protein of 512 amino acids. Gene Ontology annotation, biological process: lipid metabolic process. Gene Ontology annotation, molecular function: phosphoric diester hydrolase activity. The transcript has a single exon. The record is from RefSeq and is a predicted model, not a curated record. Lineage: Eukaryota; Fungi; Ascomycota; Eurotiomycetes; Eurotiales; Aspergillaceae.
AUGCCGUGCUCACUACGCCGUCCACGGAGACACGACCCGCAGAACAACGCAACGCCGGAGCGAGUAAAUAAUAGAAGAUCCAAGAACAUGGUGGCCGAACACCUUACUAUUCGCAAUGUCACCUCCACGCCCAUUACACUGAAGCGCAUUGAGCGCUUCCGUGCCCCCGAUAGAUCGCUUGGGGUUCAAACUUUUGCAAAGAAUUUCACACGGGUCUUGACCAAUACGACCCGUGCGAAUGCCCCAGUUGCUGCUGUGAACGAUGAUACGAAGCCUUUUGCAGAGAAAGAAGUUGACAUUCAUGUCGCGCCCUUCGAGUCAGUCCAGACAGAGCUUCGCUCGUUCAUCGAGUCCGAGAAGGAACGUUUGCGCUGGGUCUUUGAGGUGGAAGGAGAACGGCAUCAAAUCCAGACCCCAGUGCCCACCACUGAGACUGCCACCAUGAAGGCACUGUGUGACAACCCCAAGUUCAAGCUCACGGGAAUCUACAUCACCGCCGCUUCCCAUCUCACCAUAUUUUCCUCCGCCAAUCUGAAUGCCUGGAUGGGCGAACUGAAGGAUGACACCUUGCUCUCCUCUCUUUCAAUUCCAGGCACGCACAACUCCCCAACCUGCCAUGUUGCAGCACCAUCUGUUCGUUGCCAAGCGGUCAGCCCCAGGGAACAGCUCAGGAACGGGGUGCGAUUCUUUGAUAUCCGUGUGCAGCCUCAAUAUCCGGAAGAUACGUCUAAAGAGGAGCUUAUCCUCGUACACAGCGUCUUCCCCAUCUCACUGACCGGCAACAAAUACUUCCGGGACUUGAUGCACGAAGUGAACGACUUCCUGGAGCAAAACCCGUCCGAAACACUCAUCAUCUCUCUCAAGCGUGAAGGUCCCGGAAACCACACCGACGAACAGCUAAGUAGAAUCGUCAACGACCACUACGCCCGUCCAGGAAGCAGAUGGUACACGGAACCAAAGAUCCCCACCCUAGGCGAAGUACGUGGAAAGGUUGUUCUUGUCCGUCGGUUCGAAAUCCUCGAACAUCUGAAAGACAUCCAUGAUGGCAAAGGAUGGGGUAUCAACGCCAGUGGCUGGGCCGAUAACUGCGCCAGUGCCACCUGCCCCAGUGGACAGCUUUGCAUCCAAGAUUUCUACGAGGUCCUGGAGACCACGAACAUCGAUAAGAAGAUCGAAUACGUGACCGAGCAGUGCGGACGCGCAAGCAAGACUCAGUACCCGUUUGGGGUGCUUCCAGGGCCCUUGGCUACGCGAGCCCAUCCGUUCUACAUCAAUUUCCUGAGCGCCAGCAAUUUCUGGAAGGUCGGAACGUGGCCUGAGAAGAUUGCUGCUAAGCUGAACCCUGCCACUGUUGAGUAUCUGUGCAGGAAGCAUGGAGAGGGUGAUGGUGAUUGGUCUACUGGUGUCCUUGUCACGGACUGGGUAGGCUUGGAUGGCGACUGGGAUCUUGUACGAUGCAUUGUGGGGUUGAAUUCUCGGCUGCUACACAGGCAGUUGAUGCAUGCAGAGCAGAGCGAGCAGAGCAAUGGCAACAAUUAA